Penicillium verhagenii is the source of this 1728-nucleotide messenger RNA. RefSeq lists its product as uncharacterized. Lineage: Eukaryota; Fungi; Ascomycota; Eurotiomycetes; Eurotiales; Aspergillaceae. Bases 1 to 1728 code for a protein of 575 amino acids. The transcript has 3 exons. The record is from RefSeq and is a predicted model, not a curated record.
AUGUUUGGCUGGGGUCCUGGGCUGGGCCUGGCCUCAGUUAGCACACCACCGGAAGAAGAACGCGAAGCUCCAUCACAGCCAACCCCGCUGGACUUCCCCGUCUACCGACUUCCCGAUGUAGUCCCCCACCCCGCCGAUUCAACCCUGCAUGACCUAUCCGAUCUCCUGGCCUCCAUUAAGCGGCCCCAGGAUAUCUGCCUAGAAAGAUUCGCCGCCUUGAAUCUCAAAGUCGACCACGAUGUCGACAUUCGUCAAAUGUUCCCCGAGACCCAGCCACAGCCCCCGCCUCUACCCUGGGAUCCAUCAACACCGGAAGUUCCCGCCGGAGAGGACGAGCUCCGCCCAUUGAUGAGCAAUGGACUCCCAUAUCCGACAAAGGAUCGCUUCGAUGUACUACAAGCAGAGCUAUUGCUAGACGAUGACGAUGUCUUUAGAGAGGUCGCCCGACUACCCCUCCGCGAGGGCCGCGAUCGGGUCCGCGUCACGCAAACACGCAAGUUCUGGACAGCACUGGAGCGCAUGGCACAAUAUUGGGAUACAAGUCUGGACAACUACUUUGAACGCCCGGCAACACCACAGCGCACGCCGCCGUCCGAGGCCGAGGUCACAGCUAAAGCAGAUCAGAUGCAGAUCGAUAAUCUGCCCGACGUAACAGAAGCGGCUGCGAUGGACGUGGAUCAAGCGCCACCGGUCGGCAGUGCCGAUCGUGAAAAGCCGCCUCACCCCACCUUGAAAAUGUAUACAGGCCGCCGCAGUGGUUCCGGCAGUGAGAUGCCCGAAGACGUGCGUGAUGAGACCGUCAGAGCGUUCAUCGAGAUGGCGGCCUGGCCAUUCGGGUGCCAGGUCAACAUCCCGACCCUCCCGCCCCGACUUACGGUCAAGAACCUACUUUUCCCAGUCCGGCAGUCGCUGCAGUCGGCGCGGUCUCCGCGAGACCGGCAAGUCGCAAGAAACGGGAUCCUAGAGGGGCCCGUUCUCAUCGCGCAGUGUCGUCCCGAAACUGGUUUCCGGAACGAAACCGAUGCCCCUGGAGCGGGUAUGGGGGAGGUAUGUGACCUGUUUCGGGAAGUGGGUGGCAUGCUGCUAGCUGCGCAGGAGCGCGCUCGUGAGGGUGGGAUCGAGAUUCGACCCGGAGAGGGCAAGUGGUGGACUACCAGGCCGCGGUUUGGCGGGGCCACUAGUGAUGGGAUCUUGGAGGAUCUUAUGAAUGGACCUGGUAUUCACGGAAUCCCUAUUCCCGACUCACUUCUCGGUGGUACUGGGGAGGAUAAGCCUUCGAUGUCGACCCUGGAGGACGACGGUGCGCGCAAAAGACAUAAAUUGGAGCAUCCGUUUGUGACUUCCCUUGCGCGCCGGCCGAGUGCCAUGCGUAAGCUUUCCAGUGUUGAGAAGUGGCAGAUGAUCCAGCCGGGUCCUAGUCUCUGGGAUAAGCGCAUGCGGUAUAUGCAGAUUGGAAAGGCUGCAGAUAAUCCAUUCGAUGAUAUUUACAUGAUCUCGGCCAUCAACCAUCACAUUGCCAUUUUGCACCUCCGUGUUCAUCGGCGAUACUUGGAAGUCCUCACCGACGGUGAGAGCGACUUCUCCGAAGAAUCUACUGUCCCAGACCAGCCAUGGCACGUUCUGAAACUCCAACGUACUCGUUGGUACAACUUGCUUGACACAAAUGAUCGCAUUGAGGCACUGAAAGGCGUUUGGAGCCUAUUCCAUUACCAGCAAAGAGCGAUUUGA